Molecule: messenger RNA, 1097 nt
Organism: Panicum hallii
Lineage: Eukaryota; Viridiplantae; Streptophyta; Magnoliopsida; Poales; Poaceae
Product: CCR4-NOT transcription complex subunit 9-like
Exons: 9
Coding region: 24-923 (299 amino acids)
Biological process (GO): mRNA catabolic process; negative regulation of translation
Cellular component (GO): CCR4-NOT complex; CCR4-NOT core complex; P-body
Source: RefSeq, a predicted model, not a curated record
GUGUGAUCCACAAGAAAAGGUGAAUGCCCUUUCCGAGUUACGCAAGAAAAAGGGGGAUGUUUAAGGAUUUGGCUCCAAUGCUUUGGUACUCUUUUGGCACAAUGGCUGCACUACUCCAGGAAGUUGUGUUAGUCUACCCUACACUUUCAUCCCCUACAUUAUCAGCAAAUGCGUCGAGCCGAGUCUGCAAUGCACUUGGACUUCUUCAGACUGUUGCAGCACACCCUGUGACCAGGACCCCCCUUUUGGCAGCUCGAAUUCCCCUGUACUUAUACCCAUUCCUGAACACUACCAGCAAGGCCAAAUCUUAUGAGUACUUGCGCCUCGCUAGCCUUAAUGUCAUCGACGCUCUUGUUAAGGUAGAUGAUACAGAAGCUGUCAAUUUCCUGGUGACAAGUCAAGUAAUCCCUCUGUGCUUGCGAAUCAUGGAGACAGACAGUGAGCUUCCGAAACUCGUGGCCACUUCCAUCGUCAAAAGGAUCAUGCUAGACGAGUUCGGGUUGCAGUACAUCUGCGCCACCGCGGACCGUUUCUUCCAGGCAGCCAUGGCUUUGGCGACCAUGGUGAACGCACUGGCCGAGCAGCCCUCAGCCAGGCUGCUGAAGCAUGUCGUCCGCUGCUACCUCAGGCUGACGGAUAACCCCAGGGCCCGUGCCGCGCUGCAGAUCUGCCUUCCUAAGCCUCUGAAGGAUGGGGCGUUCGACAACUGCCUUCAGGAUGACCCUGCCACAAGGUGCUGUCUCCAACAGCUGCUGGACAAUCUGGGUGCUCCUGCGGGCGGCGGAGCACCUCGUCCAGGCGCCGGAGGAUCUGCGGCGGCUGGAGGUGGAGCACGUCAUCCUGGGCCGGGCCCUGCGGCGCGUGGAAGCCGCGGAGGUGGAUCGUCGUCUCAGGCAGGCCCGAGCCGCGCACCGUGGAUGUAAACUGAUCCGGUUGCAGAACUCACUGCAAGACUGCCGUGGAAGACCCUGUUUCCGCGCGUGUCUAAAGAAGUGUUUUUUAGGAGAAUGUCUAAAGAAGUGUUAUUCUGAAGUUUGUGAUCUUUUCAGUAAAGAACAGAACCAGUGUGGUGUUGUAAUAAUGAGCACUGCAAAGAU